This is a messenger RNA of Schistosoma bovis, 2014 nucleotides long. The record is from the annotation of a GenBank genome assembly. Lineage: Eukaryota; Metazoa; Platyhelminthes; Trematoda; Strigeidida; Schistosomatidae.
AUGAAACCAAAUCAUUCAGAAUAUAAAGAAGAAGAAGAAGAAGAAGAAGAAGUGGAAGAAGUAGAAGCAGCAGCAGCAGCAGAAGAAGAAGAAGAAGAAGAAGAAGUAGAAGAAGAAGAAGAAGAAGUAGAAGAAAAAGAAGUAGAAGAAGAAGAAGAAGAAGAAGAAGAAGAAAAUCUAUUGAAUAUUAGUGAUUAUAUAUUUUAUUAUGUAAUGGAUAUAACUAAUUCAUGUAUUACAAUUAGUCCAUAUCAAAGUACAUCUCAUUCAGUAUGUUUAAAUAAUGUUCAAUUAUCUACAAAACGUAAAUAUCCAUCUAUUAAGAAUACAUCAAUUAUUCGUCAUAAAAAUAAACAAUAUUUAAGUCCAAAAUUAACUAAAUCCAAUUCUAUUCUACGAUCAUUUCAUCAUCAUCAUCAUCAUCAUCGUCAUCGUCAAGAUCAAGAUCAAGAUCAUGAUCAUGAUCAUUAUGAUUCAUAUGAUCAAUAUGUACCGAAUGCUCCAAGACCAUCAUUAAAAUUGAAUGAAGAUAAUAUACUUUUUGUAAAGAAACAGAAUUUAUCUAAAAUACAACGUCAUUUACAUGAAGAAUUAAUUCAUCAUCAAUCACCAUCCUCAUCCUCAUCAUCAUCGUCAUCCUCAUCAUCAUCCUCAUCAUCAUCAUCAGUUCAUGAUAAGGAUCCAUAUCAAAUGAAUCAUGAACAAAUUAUACCGAAAGAAAUUCAUAUCACAACAUCAACACCAUUUAUUAAAUCAUCUAAAGGAUCAUAUUCUCAUAAAGGAUCCAUCAUCAAUUCAGCAUUAAUUGGUGCACCUAGAUUAGCUCUUAAUGUUUCAUUACAAAAUAAUAAUAUUACUACUACUACUAAUAAUAAUAAUAGUAAUAUAGAAGAUUUAGAUUUACCAAAUAUAUCAAAUACAAGUCUCUCCUAUGAUCAAAGAAAUAGUAACCAUAGUGAUAAUGAUGAUGAUGAUCCUGAUCCUAAUGAUAAUCAUGAAAACGAUCAAAAUCAAUUAUCCAAUCUAAUCAAUAAUCAAUAUUUAAUCAAUAAUAAAGCUUGUCCUACGUCUAAUAUUAUAUCAGAUCAUAGAAAUGAUCCAAAUUUCAUGACAUUUCGUUGUCGAAUUUGUUUAGAUGAAAGUCAAAAUAAUCAUGAUCAUGAAGAAGAAGGAUUAUUGUCACCAUGUCGUUGUAAAGGUACCAUUGGUUUAGUUCAUAAAAAAUGUCUACAAAAAUGGUUAUUAACCUCGGGUAAAUUACAAUGUGAAUUAUGUGGUUAUGUGUAUCUAAUGAAACCAUCGAAAAAGUAUUCAUCAUUUCAUUCUAUUAGAUGGAAUCAAUUUAGACAAUAUAAUGAUGAAUUAAGACAGUUUUGUCAUUGGUUACAAUGGCAUAGAAUAAGAAAACAUUUAAUUGUUGAUAUUAUAUGUAUGAUAUUACUGAUACCAACUACUUAUAUUGGUGUUUAUUUUUGUGCAAUUAGCGCUUUCAAUUAUGCUGAAUUCAAUCCAUUCACAUGGCAAGUGAUUAGUUUAUGGGGAUUAGCUGUACUUUUAAUUUUACUACUUACAAUAUGGAUUAUAUUAGCUAUCAAACAUCAUUUAAAUCAUUAUCGUCAUUAUCAACAUGAACAACAACAACAACAACAACAACAACAGCUCACAUUGACAGAAACCAAUCAUCCAUUGAAUCGAUUACCUAGAUAUCGAUUUUCGAUACAACCUAGACCACGUGGAUCCUCUGUGGUAUUAUAUACUACAAUGAUUCAUAAAGAUCAAGAAUUAUCGACGAGAUCAAAAAAACAUGAAACAGAAAUAUCAAUGAAUUCCAAUGUAGAAAAUAUAGAAAUGAAUUCAUCAUUUAGCCAACAUGAUGAAUUACCAAGUUCAAAUAAGUAUUCAUCGAAUGGGAAUCAAAAGAUUGUUGUUUCUGUGGAAUUAACUACUGUACCUGAAGUCAUGGAAGAAUUAUCUACAUCCAAUAAUAAAGUAUCUAUUUAAGAAUAUAGAAACA